Molecule: messenger RNA, 2030 nt
Organism: Thermothelomyces thermophilus ATCC 42464
Lineage: Eukaryota; Fungi; Ascomycota; Sordariomycetes; Sordariales; Chaetomiaceae
Product: peptidase-like protein
Exons: 5
Coding region: 69-1934 (621 amino acids)
Biological process (GO): proteolysis
Molecular function (GO): serine-type endopeptidase activity; tripeptidyl-peptidase activity
Source: RefSeq, a predicted model, not a curated record
CAUUACCCUCCUUCCCACCUCGCUCCAUUCCCAAACGGCCGUGUUUCGCGGCCAGAAGCAAUAAAGAAAUGCUUCGAAACAUCUUCCUCACGGCAGCCCUCGCCGCUUUCGGCCAAUGCGGUUCCACCGUUUUCGAGUCGGUCCCGGCGAAGCCCCGCGGUUGGACGCGCCUCGGCGAUGCAUCCGCCGACCAGCCGCUCCGCUUACGCAUCGCUCUGCAGCAGCCCAACGAGGACCUGUUUGAGCGCACCCUAUAUGAGGUUUCGGACCCGUCCCACGCCAGGUACGGCCAGCACCUGUCGCGCGACGAGCUCUCGGCGCUGCUCGCCCCGCGCGCCGAGUCGACGGCGGCCGUGCUCAACUGGCUGCGCGACGCCGGCAUCCCCUCCGAUAAGAUCGAGGAGGACGGCGAGUGGAUCAACCUCCGCGUGACUGUGCGCGAGGCGUCCGAGCUGCUCGACGCCGACUUUGGCGUCUGGGCCUACGAGGGCACCAACGUCAAGCGAGUGCGCGCGCUGCAGUACUCCGUGCCCGAAGAGAUCGCCCCACACAUCCGCAUGGUCGCGCCCGUCGUCCGGUUCGGGCAGAUCCGACCGGAGCGCAGCCAGGUGUUCGAGGUGGUGGAGACGGCCCCAUCGCAGGUCAAGGUGGCGGCGGCCAUCCCGCCGCAGGAUCUCGACGUCAAGGCCUGCAAUACCAGCAUCACGCCCGAGUGCCUGCGCGCUCUGUACAAGGUCGGCUCGUACCAGGCCGAGCCGAGCAAGAAGAGCCUGUUUGGUGUCGCCGGUUACCUGGAGCAGUGGGCCAAGUACGACCAGCUCGAGUUGUUCGCCAGCACGUACGCCCCGUACGCUGCCGACGCCAACUUCACUUCGGUCGGCGUCAAUGGUGGAGAGAAUAAUCAGGGCCCAUCCGACCAGGGCGACAUCGAGGCGAAUCUGGAUAUCCAGUACGCCGUCGCUCUCUCGUACAAGACCCCUAUCACCUACUACAUCACCGGGGGGCGUGGGCCGCUCGUUCCGGACCUUGACCAGCCGGACCCGAAUGAUGUUUCCAACGAGCCGUACCUGGAGUUCUUCUCGUACCUUCUGAAGCUGCCCGACUCCGAGCUCCCGCAGACCUUGACCACCUCCUACGGCGAGGACGAACAGUCCGUCCCUCGCCCCUACGCCGAGAAGGUCUGCCAGAUGAUCGGCCAGCUGGGCGCCCGUGGUGUGUCUGUCAUCUUCUCGUCGGGAGACACCGGCGUCGGAUCCGCGUGCCAAACCAACGACGGCAAGAACACGACCCGCUUCCUGCCUAUUUUCCCUGGAGCAUGCCCAUACGUGACCUCUAUCGGCGCCACCCGUUACGUCGAACCCGAACAGGCCGCAGCCUUCUCCUCGGGCGGCUUCUCCGACAUCUUCAAGCGCCCCGCCUACCAAGAGGCCGCCGUCAGCACCUAUCUACACAAGCACCUCGGGAGCCGCUGGAAGGGUCUGUACAACCCUCAGGGCCGUGGGUUCCCGGACGUCUCGGCCCAGGGCGUCGCCUACCACGUCUUCUCGCAGGACAAGGACAUCAAGGUCUCGGGUACCAGCGCGUCGGCGCCCCUGUUCGCGGCUCUCGUCAGCUUGCUGAACAACGCGCGCCUUGCGCAGGGCCGGCCGCCGCUCGGCUUCCUGAACCCAUGGCUGUACUCGGAGAAGGUGCAGAAGGCGGGCGCCCUGACCGAUAUCGUCCACGGCGGGUCGAGCGGGUGCACCGGCAAGGAUAUGUACUCGGGCCUGCCGACCCCCUACGUGCCGUACGCCAGCUGGAACGCCACCCCUGGCUGGGAUCCCGUCACCGGCCUGGGCACGCCCGUCUUUGACAAGCUGCUCGAGCUCAGCUCGCCCGGCAAGAAGCUGCCGCACAUUGGCGGCGGGCACGGGCAUGGGGCCGGCGGGCACUGAGGGUGAUUUUUUUUCUUCUUCCAGGUCAACUUAUAGUUUUGUAAUGAGCCAUCUGCCCGUAAGAAGAGAAAAUGCUCUUCAUGCGAUUCGUCUCCC